CGCCAGCCAAGGCGCGGGUCGGCCAGUCGUUCCGGCACGAGUAGGGCAGCACGCGGGGUCCUGCCUGACGCGGCCCGUGACCUUCAGGGAGGCGACGAGAGGCGCAUCCGGCGGAGCCGCCGCAGCAAAAGCAGCAGCAGCAGCAGCAGCAGGAGGGUGUCCGGCCGCCUCGCCUCGCCUCGCCUCGCCUCCUCCCGGGGUUCCUCCCUCGCUCGGGCCCGGCAUGGCGCAGGCCGCGCAGAAACUGGUCAAGGCCGUCACCACCAAAGGGCCGCAGCUUGUUUCUGCUGCUGUCACUUACUCAAGACCUCGUCUGGCCACAUUCUGGCACUACGCCAGGGUUGAGCUGGUUCCACCCACUCCUGCUGAAAUUCCUAAGGCUAUUGACAGUAUGAAAGCAAUGGUGAAGAGCUUCAAGUCUGGACGCCUCACACAACUCACUGUCAAGGAAGCUCUGAGGAAUGGUUUGGUGGCUACCGAGGUGCUGAUGUGGUUUUACAUUGGCGAGAUCAUAGGCAAGCGUGGCCUGAUUGGAUACAAUGUUUGAAAAUCUCUUGCUUUUGAGUCUAACAUAACAUUAUUAAACUAUGGCGCUGAGAUGGAACUGUGGUGGUCUCUACAAGUAAUGUUCAGAUGUGGGCAGGAUUGUGUGUCCUGAAAGCUAAGGAGUCCUGAAACUACGCCUCACCUCCCCCCAUAACCACAAAAAUUUUUACUUAGCUGUUCCGAUAAACACCCCAAAGAAAGCAUGUGUACUCAAGAAAUGAAUAGGAGGGGCUCUAAAGUGCUGAUUAGUACUUAUAAGUAGCUUGGUGCCGACCUGAUGCUUGAGACUGUAAUGUCAAGUGAGAUCAAAAUCCAAACAGUUUACCCCAGUAUUGAAAAUUCUGCAGCUUGGCCUAUCCCAGAUUCUGUUCAUUAGAAAACUGAGUUAAGUAGCAUUAUUUGUCUGAAACUCUUAUGCUUGGGUGUCCCACAGCACUAGAAGCCUAGCAGAAACUUCGUUUAAUAGUGUGGCAUACUUGUAUUGUGUUCUUCUUUAGUGCCAAUUAAAACAUAACGGUUAAAACUGUA
Hemicordylus capensis (graceful crag lizard) is the source of this 1074-nucleotide messenger RNA. RefSeq names its product ATP synthase membrane subunit g (gene ATP5MG). Gene Ontology annotation, molecular function: proton transmembrane transporter activity. The coding region runs from base 224 to 547 and encodes 107 amino acids. Gene Ontology annotation, biological process: proton motive force-driven ATP synthesis. Lineage: Eukaryota; Metazoa; Chordata; Lepidosauria; Squamata; Cordylidae. The transcript has 3 exons. The record is from RefSeq and is a predicted model, not a curated record.